AUGGCUCGUCGUUCCGGAUCUCGUUGUCACGCGCCGCUGCGAGCAACAUCGUCGUGCGAGUUAGUACCGCUCCUAGCAACGCUCGCGCUGUUCGCUGCCUUGCUUCCGAGUCGCGGCGUUCUCGCUGUGACUGAUCCCGCCCAUGUGGCCAUUCUCAGGACCUUCGCUGCUCUAGGCAACCCCAGCAGCCCCCCUUUCAACGCUUGGACGGGGGAUGAUCCGUGUGGGGGAGAUGUGGGGAGCGCAUGGUCUGGCAUCAAGUGCGACACAGGCAGCCCGUACAGUACAGUGGCUGAGAUGUGA
Messenger RNA from Closterium sp. Naga37s-1, 303 nucleotides. The record is from the annotation of a GenBank genome assembly. Lineage: Eukaryota; Viridiplantae; Streptophyta; Zygnematophyceae; Desmidiales; Closteriaceae.